AUGCAUUCCUUUGCCGCAGACGAGACUCUGCUUCUUCCGAGCCGAAUGAACGGUGACUUGACUGUAGCACCAAUCUGUGUCGAGGCAGUCGUUGAACACUACCACCAUCGCUAUCAUCAUCCGGUAUCAAUACCAUCCUGCGUCAGAUCUCUACCUCGAACAAUGCGGCCAUUCGCACCGACCUCAUCCUUCGCUCGAGCGGUAUCCGCAUCGUCGCGCACCGCCGCCUCCCCCAUCGCAACCCGACUCGGCCUCGCACCCAACCGCAACUUCACCACCACCCUCAUCCGUCGUGAUGAUCAAUCUCGAGCCAAAGCCGGCGGAGUAAGUGCCUCCUCCCACCCCCGUACCGUACCCUUCUUUGCCUUGUUUUCCGUUUCUAACCCUCCCAUCUUCUCCGAUCCGUACUGCCAGGUGAAAUCCGUGAUGAACCGUCCCGAAAUCACCCCGCUCUUCCUCUUCACCGGCGGGAUGAUCUGCCUCGCGCUCUUCUUCGGCGGCAAACACCUCGUCAAGGACAAAGAGCUGCGUCUCGACCACAAACAGCAGAACCGCCUAGCAACCCAGACCGACCAACUCGACUUCGACGCCAUGGCGAAAGUCGCCCAGGAUCCCGACGGAAAACUGACCAAGGACGCCAUAGAGGAGGAUAAGAAGAGACAGCAAAGGUUGGAGGGGAUCAGAGAGGAGAAGAAGGAAAAGGCGAACGACAAGGUGUAG
Pseudozyma hubeiensis SY62 is the source of this 720-nucleotide messenger RNA. RefSeq lists its product as hypothetical. The coding region runs from base 1 to 720 and encodes 239 amino acids. The record is from RefSeq and is a predicted model, not a curated record. The transcript has a single exon. NCBI's taxonomy places the organism in Eukaryota, Fungi, Basidiomycota, Ustilaginomycetes, Ustilaginales, Ustilaginaceae.